Messenger RNA from Chrysoperla carnea, 1143 nucleotides. RefSeq names its product phospholipase A1-like. The record is from RefSeq and is a predicted model, not a curated record. Gene Ontology annotation, molecular function: lipase activity. Lineage: Eukaryota; Metazoa; Arthropoda; Insecta; Neuroptera; Chrysopidae. Gene Ontology annotation, biological process: lipid metabolic process. The transcript has 5 exons. Bases 61 to 1143 code for a protein of 360 amino acids.
UGCAGUGAUAUAUCGAAUUUUCAUUUAAUUUUUAUUUAUAUUUUAUUAUUAAUUUUAACAAUGGACACAAUUCUAGUGGAAAGUGUUUAUACAGAAAAUGGUAGUAGACAAAGCAGACAGGAAACUGUGUCACUUGGACGAUGUAUUUUAAUUCUUAGCCAAUCAUGUCCGGAUUCUGAUGUUAAUUUUUAUUUGUAUAAUCGAAAGUAUUCUGAAGUUCCAGAACCAAUUCAUGUUGGGGAAACAUUAUCCGAUACAAAUAUUACAAAAUCUAGUUUUAAUAGAAAUUUACCGACAAAAAUUAUUAUACAUGGAUAUAAUUCCGAUAUGUUUUUAAGUGUUUUAGUUGAAAUUAAGCAUCAAUAUUUAAUAAAAGGCGAUUAUAAUAUUUUUGCCGUUGAUUGGGGUAAAUUAGCACCCGCUCCAUGUUAUCCCAGUGCUGUAAGUAAUUCUCGACAUGUUGGAGCAUGUACUGCCCAAUUAAUUGAACGAUUGCGUGAUUUGGAUGUAACUGAUAUUCAUGUUAUUGGAUUUAGUUUAGGAGCGCAUGUUGCUGGUUUUGCAGCAAAUAAUUUAAGGCCUUAUAAGCUACCACGAAUAACUGGAUUGGAUCCAGCAAUGCCACUAUUCACUUUUGUUACAAGAGAUAACAAAUUAGAUGAAACAGACGCGGAAUUUGUGGAUGUUUUUCAUACGAAUGCAUUUAUUCAGGGAAAAAUCGAGCCUUCAGGACAUGUAGAUUUUUAUAUGAAUGGAGGAGUUACGCAGCCUGGUUGUUGGGCUGAAGAAAGAUUUUUUGCAUGUAACCAUCAUCGAGCACCUUUAUAUUUUGCUGAAUCAAUCAAUAGUAAUCUCGGAUUUUGGGGAUGGCCCUGUACAAACUUUUUUAUGUAUCUUAUUGGCCUUUGUCCACCCAGUGAACCUCAAAUAUUAGCCGGGGAUCCAGUGAAAAAAGAAUCUCGUGGAUUUCAUUUAGUUAUUACAGACUCCGUAUCACCAUAUGCAGUUGGUGAAUUUACCAAACCUAUGAUUGAAAUUAUUAAAAAGAAAAUUAGUAAAGAAAGAGAACUUUACCGUAAAGAAAUUGAGCACAAAAAACUUGUACAAUAUAAACGAGAAAUUUUAGAUUGUGAUUAUCUUUAG